AUGUUUUACAACCGCACGUCUCAGGAGUCGUAUGCGAUCGACGCCAGAGAGCGGGCGCCCAUCACUGCCCACAAGAAUAUGUUCCGCAAUAACGCAAACCUGUCUGAAGCGGGACCGCUGGCAAUCGCCACACCCGGUAUAGUCGCCGGUUAUUGGGAACUUCAUCAGAGAUCCGGUCUCAUUGAAUGGCGACGACUCUUUGACGGCGCCAUUAAGUACGCGAAGGAUGGCUUCAAAGUGGGAAAAAAUAUGGCAAAUUGCAUCAAAUUAACUGAACAUCAAAUUAGAAGUCAACCAUCAUUU
Molecule: messenger RNA, 303 nt
Organism: Medioppia subpectinata
Lineage: Eukaryota; Metazoa; Arthropoda; Arachnida; Sarcoptiformes; Oppiidae
Source: the annotation of a GenBank genome assembly